This is a messenger RNA of Necator americanus (New World hookworm), 786 nucleotides long. RefSeq lists its product as uncharacterized. Bases 1 to 786 code for a protein of 261 amino acids. The record is from RefSeq and is a predicted model, not a curated record. NCBI's taxonomy places the organism in Eukaryota, Metazoa, Nematoda, Chromadorea, Rhabditida, Ancylostomatidae. The transcript has a single exon.
AUGAGCAUUGCUGUCUUACGUGGAUACACACAAGCACAGGAAACCUCGGCUUGGAAAUCUCCAACUGGACGACAUUCACUUCGGUGUAUACAAGGCGGAGUUAAACUGAUCUCGCAGGACCAAGUACCAUUCAAAAUCUGCGCAGGCGAUAGUUGUCAAAUCUACAAGACGCCGCAAUUGUUAGAAAUGGUCAAAUUCCCUCUUCAAGUACUGCUACAUGAGCACCAAGUUCAGUGGAAAUUCGUGGAUAACACUUCAGUUAGCAUCAUCGAAACCACGUGCCCUCUGUCACCAUUCUGCGAAAAUAUCGACUGCAUACUAUGUUCCGCAAUCGUUUUUGAUCCGGAAUGUUGGCCGGUCGGUGCUAUUACGGCUUCAACUCUGAUAAUCUACUUCCUCAUCACUGGAUGUUACUUCUUCCUGUACGUCCCGGUAGUGAUCGGACAACCGUUGCGAUUCGCUACGCGACUCCUUUGGAAAUGCAUAAGGGGAUUUUGCUUUUGGUUAUUCCAAAGGCUUCAGAGGAACCGAAGAACUCGUCGACACUCAAGCAAUCUAGUUGAACUUCUAGCAGUAACCUGCAUUAUCAUCGCGAUCAACAGAACAAGUGGAUUCCAAGAAAUUAACUUGUUCUCUCAUGCCUCGACAAUCUGCACACAAUCAGAAAGAGGACAAGUCUGCAAGGUAAAAUGGUCAGAAGUCCUCAAAAUUGACCCCUUCAAGAGAGAAGCAUGUUUCAAGCUUCGACAGAACCAAACAUCGAUCCACGAGGUUCGAAUCAUGUAG